CACCGCCCAGGCCUCUGGUUGCCGUAUCUGGAAACUAGCCUUGUGUUCCCUAUGUUGUGCCUCGGGCGGAAUGCGACUCAAUGCGAAAUGGCCACUACCACAGCCGAAGCAGGUUGAAGAUACUUAACUACACCAAAUGCCACCGUUGUAGAAAAUGAAUGUACCAUAUAAACUUGUCAAUAGGACAGCAACAACACCGAUUAUAACACAGUACUCUUUCACUCUUUUUCGCAUUUCUUCGGCAAGCCUUUUCUUUUUUUUCCCCCUUUCCCCUUAGGAAUCAAACGAUAUCAACCGACACCAUGGCAGCUCCAGAGAAGUUCGUCUUCUACAACUACACGCCGUCUAUGGCUGCGGCAGUCAUAUUCAUCAUAGUAUUUGCCCUCUCUGCGCUAUACCACAUCUGGCUGCUCGUCAAGAACCGGGUAUGGUACUUUAUCCCGUUCGUGAUAGGAUGCCUAUUCGAAUGUGUUGGUUACAUCGGGCGAGCAAUGUCAAAUGCCGAGUCACCGAAUUAUACCAAGAAUCCAUACAUCAUCCAAUCUGUUCUACUGCUCCUCGGACCGACACUUUAUGCGGCAUCCAUCUACAUGAUCCUGGGUCGCUUGGUGGUGCUUCUCGAGGCAGAUAACUACUCGAUGAUCCGGCCGAAAUGGUUAACGAAAGUUUUCGUCCUCGGCGAUGUCCUGUCCUUCUUCGCGCAAGGUGGAGGAGGUGGAAUGUUGACGACGGCCAAGACGCAAGACGACGUGCGCCGGGGCGAGAACAUCAUCCUGGGCGGCCUGGGCAUCCAGAUCCUCUUCUUCGGCUUCUUCGUGGUCGUGACGGCCGUGUUCCACCGGCGCAUCCGCAACGACCCGACGCCCAAGUCGGUGCGCAUCUUGGCGCCCUGGAGGAAGCUGUUGUACACGCUCUACGGCACCUCCAUGCUCAUCAUGAUCCGAUCCAUCUACCGUGUGGCCGAGUACGCCGAGGGCUCCGGCGGCGAGCUCCAGUCCAAGGAGUUUUGGCUCUACAUCUUCGACGCCCUGCCCAUGGUCUUCGUGGCUCUCGCUUUCAACUGGAUGCACCCCAGCAAGGUCAUCAGCCGUCAGACCACCCUCGAGACCUCGUCAUCGUAUGCCAUGGAGGACGGCCUGGAGAGUUCGAGAUCCGCACGCAACAACGAAUACAAGUGAGUGGGAAAGAAGUGCUGGGAGGGCGGUCAAGAUUUGUCGAGGCUGAUGGGAAAAGUUUAGUCGUUUGUGAUACGAAUCGCUCAUACCCAUGGUCAAACUGGAGCGACUGGGACAGAGCUGAGAGAUCAUAGAGAUAGGGCAUAACUCCUUUUUUAGAGCGCUUGUAUUCAUUUUCAUUUUCAUUCUUUCCUUUGUACAACUCA
Messenger RNA from Truncatella angustata, 1381 nucleotides. RefSeq names its product RTA1 like protein-domain-containing protein. Gene Ontology annotation, cellular component: membrane. The record is from RefSeq and is a predicted model, not a curated record. NCBI's taxonomy places the organism in Eukaryota, Fungi, Ascomycota, Sordariomycetes, Amphisphaeriales, Sporocadaceae. The coding region runs from base 303 to 1178 and encodes 291 amino acids. The transcript is spliced from 3 exons.